Ilyonectria robusta is the source of this 1446-nucleotide messenger RNA. RefSeq names its product homogentisate 1,2-dioxygenase. The record is from RefSeq and is a predicted model, not a curated record. NCBI's taxonomy places the organism in Eukaryota, Fungi, Ascomycota, Sordariomycetes, Hypocreales, Nectriaceae. Gene Ontology annotation, molecular function: homogentisate 1,2-dioxygenase activity. Bases 1 to 1446 code for a protein of 481 amino acids. Gene Ontology annotation, biological process: L-phenylalanine catabolic process. The transcript is spliced from 3 exons. Gene Ontology annotation, cellular component: cytoplasm.
AUGGGUCAGCAGAAACUCUCCCCCGAAGACUUCCAAAACGCCUUCCACUGGGCAGAGACACAACAGGAUGGGGCUAUUCCCUCCUUUGCCACCCGCCCCAACGACCCCUACAAGUACCAGGCGGGCUUUGGCAACUCGUUUGAGUCCGAGGCUAUACAGGGAGUUCUCCCAAGAGGCCAGAAUAGCCCGCGGAACGUGCGCUUCGGGCUGUAUGCCGAGCAGAUUACGGGCGGCGCCUUUGUGGCGCCUCGAGCUGUGAAUAAGAAGGCCUGGCUAUAUCGGUCGCGGCCAGCAGUUGCCCACCAAGGAUUCGUUGACCUGCCCGCCAAUCCUGACACCGAGUCGGCUUUCUUGCCGCUCAACCCGCGUGUUCACGUCUCUCCCACUCAGCUGGCCUGGAGACCGCAUGCUAUUCCCGAGGGCGAGAACGUCGACUUCGUUGCCGGUCUAAAGAGUAUCGCUGGCUCGGGUCAUCCCUCCCUCCGCGAGGGUUUGGCAACACACAUUUACUUGUGCAAUGCAAGCAUGGAUAAGAAUGCGUUCGUCAACUCAGAUGGCGACUAUCUCAUCGUUCCCCAGCAGGGUGCUCUAGACAUCCAGACGGAAUUCGGUUACCUCUACGUUCAACCUGGUGAGAUUGCUGUCAUUCAGCGCGGCCUCCGCUUCAAGGUUAACGUGGAGGGUCCUACGCGGGGCUAUAUCCUAGAGAUCUGGGGCUCCUCGUGGGAGCUGCCUGAACUAGGCCCUCUUGGAGGCAGCAGUGGUCUGGCAAGCCCGCGGGACUUCUUAUUCCCCGUUGCAGCUUAUCAGGUCACGGAUGACGACCCUUGGGACGUUACCUAUAAGCUAAGCGGAAAGUACUUCAAGAGCACCCAGCGCCAUUAUCCAUUUGAUGUCAUUGCGUGGCAUGGCAACUAUAUCCCCUAUAAGUACGACCUAACCAAAUUUGCAAACGUUGGUUCUAUUUCAAUAGAUCACAUUGACCCUUCAAUCUUUUGCGUUCUAACGGCCAAGUCUCGCGAUCCGACGGCGCCUUUAGCCGACUUUCUUAUCUUUUCACCGCGUUGGGAUGUCGCCUCGCAUACCUACCGACCGCCGUUUUAUCAUCGGAAUUGUGCGUCAGAGCUUAUGGGUUUAAUCUAUGGAGAGUAUGGUGGCCGAUCUGAUGAAUUCCGCCCGGGAAGCAUCUCAUAUGAGUGCGGCUUUGUCCCUCAUGGCGUGGCAUAUGAGGAGUUUGCUGCCGCAUCUAAGCAGGAUCCACCUAUUGUGCAAAUCUCAAAGGGUUCUAUUGCUUUCAUGUUUGAAAGCAGCCGCGCUUUCAGCAUCACAGACUGGGCCUGGAACAGCAAAGAGAAACACGAACAUAACCCGAAAAUGUGGGACGAUUUGGUUGAUAACUUUUCGAGAUUCAAGGAUGAAAUUGAGAAGCAGACGAACGAUGCUUGA